AUGGCAGAUCCGAUUGACCCAAAAAACAUUGAAGAUGACACAGUAAAAACACCUUGUGGUAAGAGGAAGAUGUCAUCAGACAUGAUUCCAGAACCGAUUAACGGCUUAAAAAAGCUUAAAGAGAGCAAAAUACAACCAGACAAGCUGUGCCAAUGCCCCCAAAAAUGUUCAGAGCGUGUACCGCAGCGAUCCAAGGAUGAGCUGCUAAAAAUGUUUAUAGAAAUGGACAAUGAAGAUGUACAAAAUACAUUUUUAUUGAAGAUUAUAAAGGCUCGACCUGUUGCGAAUCGAUUAUUUAGUAAUGAAAUGGCUAAUGGUAAACUAUUAAGAAGGAUUYAUUGCAAGUACAGAAUACCUAAUUUCCUAUCAGAGAAUUUUAUUUCAUAUUUAAAUGGUGACUCCGACAAAGAUGAAGAAUCAGACUUUGAUGAAACACCUUCAGUCACGUCUUUGAAUUCCAAAGAAGAAAAUAACAAGUUCUUAGAAAAUAAUUUAACAGAUACAUCAGGAAAGUUCUUCAAUUGUUACAACUGUGUAGAUGUUUGUCAAAAAGCAUUUAUCAAUCUGUUUGGUAUAUCAGAUAAACGUUUAAAAACUGUAAGAGAGUUGUUGAUAAUUAAAGCUCGUAAAAAGCACCUGAAACGUAUGAUAUUAAAAGAAGAAACCCAAAUAGAAGUAUCAUUAGCUAAACAUCUUGCACAAAGUUGUUUGCCGUUCAUAGGAAUUUUUAACAAUGAAGAUAGAAAGAAAGUAUAUGAUCUAUUGUUGAUCGUUAUAAAUAAUAAUAUUAAUGUAGUACAUAACUUCUUUUCCAACCAGUUAUGGAAACCAGAGUAUAUUAACUAUAAGUUAUCUAAAUGA
Diuraphis noxia (Russian wheat aphid) is the source of this 861-nucleotide messenger RNA. RefSeq lists its product as uncharacterized. NCBI's taxonomy places the organism in Eukaryota, Metazoa, Arthropoda, Insecta, Hemiptera, Aphididae. The record is from RefSeq and is a predicted model, not a curated record.